Messenger RNA from Diospyros lotus (date-plum), 2047 nucleotides. RefSeq lists its product as uncharacterized. The record is from RefSeq and is a predicted model, not a curated record. The transcript is spliced from 8 exons. Gene Ontology annotation, molecular function: protein binding. NCBI's taxonomy places the organism in Eukaryota, Viridiplantae, Streptophyta, Magnoliopsida, Ericales, Ebenaceae. The coding region runs from base 100 to 960 and encodes 286 amino acids. Gene Ontology annotation, cellular component: chloroplast.
UUAGCGCUGGCACGCCCACCUUAUCAGUUCAUCACUCGCACGACAGAGCAUGCGAAAUCGCUCAGCUGCCUUCCCGCACAAACCUUCUCUCCACCCUAAAUGGCAACAAAUCAACAGCUCUUCAAACCCUCGAUUCCCAUUUCCCCUCCCUGCCUCGCUCACUCUUCCCCCUCUUCUCCAUCUCCGUUCCCACCAAAACCCUCUAACAACUCCCACUUCUUUGGCGCCGCGGCUUCCCACAUUCAGAGCCACCGUGUCUUCGUACCGGCUCUCACUCGGAGGCUCUUCCUUCCUUCAGUUUCCGGCCUCUGGGACGCCUUAACCGGCGGAAACUCCCCCCGGGAUGCCGUAAUCGCCGUCCGCCGCGGAAUGAUGCUUUUCCGACAGUUCUUUGAUGUCCUUUAUGCAUAUACACAAUUGAAGGGUGAUGUUUCUGGGUCCUUGGAGGAGUUCGAUAGGGCAAUCAAGCUUGACCCUCGUCAGAAGGCAUAUCUCUGGCAGAGGGGACUAUCACUCUAUUAUCUUGAUAGGUUUAAGGAAGGAGCAGAACAAUUUCGGUUAGAUGUUGCACAAAAUCCAAAUGAUACAGAAGAGUCAAUAUGGUGCUUUCUCUGUGAAGCUCAAAUUUAUGGAGUUGAUGAGGCAAGGAGACGAUUUCUUGAGGUAGGCAGAGAUCCACGACCUGUGAUGCGGGAAGCUUAUGACAUGUUUAAAGACGGUGGUGAUCCAGAAAAGCUUGCUGCCGAAUUUUCAAGAGGCCGCGAUAACGAAUACUUUUAUGCCGCUUUAUAUGCGGGGCUCUAUUACGAAUCAGAGCAAAAACCAGACUCAGCCAAAGUUCACAUACUGGCCGCCGCUCAGUCUCCUUAUGGUCUAAGGUUUGGCACGUGGUCGGAUGAUUACAUGGCUUCUCUAGCCAAGGUUCACUGUCUCUUCCGAAAUUGGACGACCCUUAAUUAGUUAACCAAUCUGGUUCAACCCUGGUGAGUCCCUCCCCCACCCCAACCCCAACCCCAACCCCAACCCUCUUUGUUUUUUUUUUUUCCAACCAAUAUUUAGAUGAAUAUAACAUGGCAUGUUUAGGGUUAUGCCGGCUAGCGUAGCCAUCUCACAGUAAAGUGAUUUAUUUUUGCUAUAUAUAUAUAUAUUGUAUUUAAUAUAUGUUUCGUACGCACUCGGAAUCACAAACGUUUUUAAUAUUUUUUUAUGUUGCGAGUUGAGUUGGGGCAAGUAAGCAUCAGGUACCAAAUUUAUGCCAGAUGCUUGCGAUUAAUAUGGUGGUUAGUAUUGAUUAUUAAUUUAUUACUAUAUGAACGGUUGCCCACAUGGCAACCAUCGGGAUCAAUCAUUUGUUCUUUUUAGCAUAUUCUAAGUCUCCCAUCGCAUGAGUUUGGGAUAUUCUGUAACCGAUUCGAUCACCUUGUAUGAUAUCAAUUAUUAUUAUUAACUCCAAGUGGAUGUUUCCGUGCAUUGACCGAAUUACCCCUCCGUUGUAUUUUUAGAUUAAAGGUAGCUCACCUCUUAUUACGUGGCUUGGCUUGUUGGUUUGCCUUUCAAAUCUAUCUAUCUAUCUAUCAAAGUCAAAGAAACUCAAAAAGAAAUUGAAGCUUCCAAGCUAACAACACUUUUAAGUUAAGAACUGCUUUUUUUAUUUAAAAUGUUGUAUUUUCAUACAGAACAUUGUCUUUGAUCAAUAUUUAUUAAUUAAAAAAACUAAGAACUAAAAACCGAUAAAACAAAAGACAAGAAGUGAAUAUUAAUUGAACUUUUACCUACUCAAAAGUAGAAACCCACACGUGGAACCUACAGCGGCAAAGUAUAAAUUAAAUAAAUGUUAUGGCUGCAGUUUAGACAUUUUGGGUCCCCUUAGCUCCUCUCAUUUUAGAGAAAAAGGUAAGUAAUGACGUGUCAAGUCUAUAAACCGGAAAGACAUGAGUGAGAUGUCUCUAAUUAGACGUUUUAUUUUUAUUUUAAAAUUUAUUAAAAGUUAUCUACUGUUUCAAAUUAUCAAAAUUUGAUUAAGGGUAAACACAUCUUAAUUUUAUUA